GAGAGGGAGGGAGGGAGACGACGAUCGUUCGCCGCCGGCGGAUCUUCGCGGAGGGGGGGAGCGGAUGGCGUCGCCGAGGAAGAUAACGCUGCGGAGCUCCGACGGGGAGUCGUUCGAGGUGGAGGAGCCGGUGGCGGUGGAGUCGCAGACGAUCAAGCACAUGAUCGAGGACGACUGCGCCGACAACGCGAUCCCGCUGCCCAACGUGACCAGCAAGAUCCUGGCCAAGGUCAUCGAGUACUGCAAGAAGCACGUCGAGUCGGCCAAGGCCGAGGAUCGCGUCAACGACGACGAUCUCAAGGCCUGGGACGCCGAGUUCGUCAAGGUCGACCAGGGCACCCUGUUUGACCUCAUCCUGGCUGCAAACUACCUGAACAUCAAGAGCUUGUUGGACCUGACAUGCCAGACGGUGGCCGACAUGAUCAAAGGCAAGACCCCUGAGGAGAUUCGCAAGACCUUCAGCAUCAAGAACGACUUCACACCAGAGGAGGAGGAAGAGGUGCGGCGGGAGAACCAGUGGGCGUUUGAAUGAUAUGUCUUUUAAGUCUCCACUUGAACAACCUAUGGAGAUGAUUUGUGUUUAUUUUGCUGCGUCAGUUUUUUAGUUGUCGAAACAUCCGGUAUGACUUUUGCUU
This is a messenger RNA of Syzygium oleosum, 635 nucleotides long. RefSeq names its product SKP1-like protein 1B. Gene Ontology annotation, biological process: SCF-dependent proteasomal ubiquitin-dependent protein catabolic process. The coding region runs from base 65 to 532 and encodes 155 amino acids. Gene Ontology annotation, cellular component: nucleus; cytoplasm. Gene Ontology annotation, molecular function: cullin family protein binding. NCBI's taxonomy places the organism in Eukaryota, Viridiplantae, Streptophyta, Magnoliopsida, Myrtales, Myrtaceae. The record is from RefSeq and is a predicted model, not a curated record. The transcript is spliced from 2 exons.